CGGCUGCUGGAUCACUUGCUCCGCUCCUCACCCUAUCUUGGCACGCGCGGAGACUUUUUAUAUAUCUUCCUCCCACGGCCCCGCCGACAUAUGAAUAUGAAGUUAUGAACACACUCCGCACUCUACCAUCCCUCGCCGGCCGCCUCCGUUAAUACUCCCAGCCCCGCACCCAAAGAGAGAAGAGAAGAAACCCACCACCAUCCAUGAACCCGACGCGCGGCCGCCGCAAUGGCGGCAGCUCCGUUCUCCUCGUCAUCAUGCUCGUCGCUGCGCGGGCCGAUAUGGCGGCCGCGCAGCAGACCGGCCAGGGGCCAAGCUACUUCAACCCGUCCAUGGCGGUCAUAAUCGUCGUGCUCGUCACCGCCUUCUUCUUCCUCGGGUUCUUCUCCAUCUACAUCCGGCGCUGCGCGGGCGGGCCGCUCGGCGGGCCCGGCGAGGACCUCGGCGCCAGGCCGGACGUGGGCGGGCUCGCGUUCCUAACCUCGGGCGCCGCGCGGUCGAGGAGGAUGAGAGGGCUGGACCCGGCCGCGCUCGAGGCGUUACCUACCAUGGCCUACGCCGACGUCAAGGCGCACAAGGUCGGCAAGGGCGAGCUGGAGUGCGCCGUGUGCCUCAGCGAGUUCGACGACGACGACACGCUCCGCCUCCUGCCCAAGUGCUCGCACGCGUUCCAUGUGGACUGCAUCGACGCCUGGCUCGCGUCGCACGUCACCUGCCCGGUCUGCCGCGCGAACCUCGUCCCCGGCGCCGAUGCUCCGGCGCCGUCCGGUGCUGCUGCUGCUGCGUCGGCGACGCCGGAGCGGGACGUUGUAGCUGCUACGUCGGCGCCGCAGCCGGAGCAGGAAACGCCCACGGCACCGCCAGAGCAAGUGACGGUGGUGAUCACCGAUGCUGCCGAGGAGACGGAGGAGGAGAGGGUCAGGAGGGAGGAGGCGGCCGAGCUGGUGCGCAUCGGCAGCGUGAAGCGCGCGCUGCGCAGCAAGUCCGGCCGGAGUCCCGCCGCGCAGUUCCCGCGCUCGCACACCACGGGGCACUCGCUCGCCGCGGCGCCGGCCGAGAGCGCGGAGCGGUACACGCUGAGGCUGCCCGAGCACGUCCUCCGGGAGGUCGUGGCCGCGGGCAAGCUGCGGCGCACGAAGAGCCUCCAGGCGUUUCGGGAGGGCCGCGCCGGCGGGAGCACGCGCCGGGGCAGCAGGAGCGUCCGGCUCGGGCAGUCCGGCCGGUGGCCCGCCAUCACCAUGUCGUCGUUCUUGGGACUCUCGUUCUCGGCGUGGGGGUCGUCGUGGCGUGGCGAAGCCGACGCCGCCGGCAAGGGCGGCGCGAAGGUCGCCGGCGACGGCACAGCGGCCGCGGAACAGCAGUGCGACGGUGGGGCGUGCCCACUUCCACUUGGCGGCCGCCGUGUUUGAACUUUGACGUGGUAAAAAGCACGGCAAAAGUUAGGAGCACGUCUCUGUCGUCGCCGUUAAUCCACUUUUCGGCGGUGAAUUUAGGGCAAAACAAAACCUCUUUUCGGCGGUCAAUUAGGGAAACUUUGUACAGAAACACCUUUUAAUUAGUCGUCGGUUAAACUCCAUUCAUUAGGUCCUUGUGUAAUUCAUUCAAGAGUGUAUAGUACUACGUACGUGACGUA
Aegilops tauschii subsp. strangulata is the source of this 1633-nucleotide messenger RNA. RefSeq names its product E3 ubiquitin-protein ligase ATL6-like. NCBI's taxonomy places the organism in Eukaryota, Viridiplantae, Streptophyta, Magnoliopsida, Poales, Poaceae. The record is from RefSeq and is a predicted model, not a curated record.